Molecule: messenger RNA, 1037 nt
Organism: Aspergillus heteromorphus CBS 117.55
Lineage: Eukaryota; Fungi; Ascomycota; Eurotiomycetes; Eurotiales; Aspergillaceae
Product: pirin family protein
Exons: 1
Source: RefSeq, a predicted model, not a curated record
CCAUGUCCCUCCCACGCACCAUCCGCCAGGCCUUCCUGGCGAUCGAACAAGCCGAAGGCGCCGGGGCACGCGUGCGUCGGUCCAUCGGGACCAGCAAACUGCGACACCUGAGCCCCUUCCUGAUGCUCGACCACUUCACGAUCGGCCGGGGCGCCGGGUUCCCCGACCACCCGCACCGGGGCCAGGAGACGAUCACCUACCUGCUCUCCGGGGGCGUGGACCACGAAGACUUCGCCGGCAACCGGGGCACGAUCGGGCCGGGGGAUCUGCAGUUCAUGACGGCGGGACGAGGCAUCAUGCACGCGGAGAUGCCGCACGAGAACCCCGACGGGAGUCCCAACGUCGGCAUGCAGUUGUGGGUGGAUCUGCCCAAGCGGUUGAAGAUGUGCGAGCCGCGGUAUCGCGAUCUGCGCGCCGAGGAGAUCCCCCUCGCCACCACCGAUGGCGGUCGCGUCGAGGUCAAGGUCAUCUCCGGCCAGUCGCAUGGCGUCGACUCCGUGCGCGAUCUCGCGUAUACCCCCGUCUGGCUGUUGGAUGUCACGGUCAAGGCCGGGGGCAGGCUGAGGCAGGUUUUGCCGCUCGGCUGGAAUGCCUUUGCCUAUACCUUGGCCGGGAAGACGGUGUUUGGGUCGGGCGAUCAGACGCAGACGGUCAAGCAGUUUCACAAUGUCGUGUUUGAGCAGGCCGGCGAUUUCGUCGAGGCCUCCGUCCCCGAGAAUGCCGAGGAGGAGGCCAGGUUCUUGCUCGUCGCUGGCCAGCCGCUCGAUCAGAAGGUCGUGCAGUAUGGCCCCUUUGUCGUCACCAGCCAGGAGGAGGUCUACCAGGCCAUGCUGGAUUACCAGACCGCGUCCAAUGGCUUCGAGAAGUCCCGCGGCUGGGAGAGUGAGAUCGGGAAGCGCAUGGGGAAUUAGGGGGGAAGAUUGCUGGAUGGAUGGUAUCAUUGGCGUUUGGGUUUCAGGGAGCGUUGGGUUGGGGUUGGGUUGGGGUUGUGUAUAUUCAUGGCAUGUUUAGUGUUUGGUAACAGAAAUAGUAUUAUG